GGAGGACGAGGGAAGAGGAGGACGGGGCUCCCGAAAAUGGCAGGGAGGGAGCUGAGGAGGAGGACGGAGGAGGACGGGCGGUGGGCGAAGCCCCGCUGCCCUUUGGAGGGUCAAAGGAAGAGGAGGACGAGGGAAGGAGAGGACGGGGCUCCCGAAAAUGGUGGGAAGGGAGCCGAGAAGGAGAACAGAGGGCUGGGACGGAAAAUGGCGGAGGAGGACAGGUGGUGGGCAAAGCCCCGCACCACAGCGCCUCCGACACCGCCUCGCCACUGCCCGCCGCCGGGCUCAGCACCUGCUCUUGCGAGCCAUCAUAAAAGCCACACAGAAGCUGAGCUGCAGCCCGCAAAGGAGACAGGUUCUGGGGUCGAGGUUCAGGCCUGAAGGUGGAGGAGGAAAUGGUUUGUACUCCAAGGCCGGUGGGGGUCAGAAGGGGAGAAGCAGGGUGGAGCCCCACAUGGCAGGCCGAACCCGGUGGAGACGCGCUCAUGGCUCCGGAGACACAGCGCGACUCGGCCCACCCAGUCCCACCUUGCCCUUGAAGAAAGACUGUUCUUGCAAACAUUUCUACACAACUCUUCUAGCGCCCGUUAAUGUAACGGGCUUCAUGUCUACUAGUAGAAGAAAUAAUCUGUUUCAAAAGGAGCAAAGAGAAAGAGGAGGAAGAGGACAUGGAUUAAUGAAAAUGCUAUCAUGUGUCAGAGAUGAGCAUCCUGCACAGAAUUUUGUUGACUGUGAAAAGACAAUUAUUAGAGACUUCUUAAGAAACUGAACAAACCGAUCUCCCAGAGAAGCAUUUUCCAUGUGAGAAAUGGAUGUCAUUUGAAUAUUUAAAGCAGGUAAAGAAUUUGAGCCUUUGGAUGAAACGUUAGUAUUGUAAGAGAUAUGAGGUUACUCUUUCAGCAACAAGCACCAUAGCCCUGAGGCAUGAUGAAGCUCUUUGUUAUUAUUGUGGAUUAUUGCAGGAAAUCUGUCUUCUGGAGUUGAUUUUUGCCUGUAUGCUUUAAUCUGCAGACUGAAAAAGACAAUGACAUGUAAAAGGAUGUAUUUUGAAAGAAACAGCAUCUUGCUAGUGGGUUUUAAAGCACCUGGAAAAGAGUCAGUGUCUAUAAUUACUGCUGUGAGGCUUGAAAGAUGAUUUUGUCAAGCCACUAGAAUGCCCGGCUGCUUUAAACAGACUUUGUUUGCUUUGAUUGCUUUAUUAAGCUUUGCAUCUUUUAUCUUGAUCCUUGUUGCAAUGGGCACCCAGAAAUGGAUGACUGGAAAAAUCCUUUGCAAGACUGGUGCUGAGCUGGUCAAUGCCACAGAUCCAGAGCUAGUAAAAUUCAUGGGAGAAAUCUAUUAUGGACUCUUUGGAGGUGGCAAAAUGCGUCAGUGCGGGUUGGGUGGGCGGCGUUCCAAAUUCAGAAUAUUUCCUCAUCUGGUGAAAAAGCUGAACACGGCUCUGCAUGUGGUGAUUAUCCUCUUCCUUUGUGUGGCAUUUUCUUUUGCCCUGGUCAGUUUGGGAUUUUGCAUCUUAAACAUAAUUAAAGUUCCCUAUCGGGCUAUUAAAGGUCCAGCAGGAAUAGCCCUGUGGAACUUAAUUGCAGGUAGCUUUGCAGUACUGGCAACGACUAGCUUUAUGGCUGCUGUUAAGUGGCAUAAUCUUACAGAAAGGAUUGCCAAUUUCCGGGAAAAUGUCUUCCAGUUUGUAGUCUUGGGAGAACAGUAUGAAUACUCUUUUUGGCUUUGCGUAGCAAGUGCAACGAUUCAUGGUGUGAAUUUGUUAUUAGUUGCCAUCAGCAUGAUUCACUUCCCUACACGGAAGACUAAGACAGAAGAAGUGAAUGUUACCGCAGAAGACAUCAUGUACUAGACACUUAAACACCGGGUUUGCUACCUGGCCAGUUUGAGACUUGCAUGAACUGUUUAUCUGCACUAUUUUAAAGAUGUGAACAAAACACUGACAAGGGUUUAUAGAGGGUUUAUGGAGAAAUUAUGGACAGCACCACUGGUUGGCUGGUUGAGUCAAUGCUGGGGCCCAAGAGCCCAUGGAGGGCUCACAAAGCCAACACCACCACCAUUUCAAUUGAACUCCUGGGAAGGUUGGAAGCAGCGCAAGUCUUCCUAAUGCUGUGCCAAACUUUCCUGGAGCCUAGCACAAAGUGAGAAGACCCUUCCCCUUCCUCUUGCUGGAAGGAAUCCCAAAAUCCUACAGCCAAUCUUGGGAGGAAGUUAGCCUCAGGCAUAAUGAUGCACAAUUGUUGAUGUAUACUUGCACUCAUUUAAUUCAAGCAGAUUCAAAACAUUCAGAAAUGCACAUGGUAUGGCCUUGAUGAGAUGGUACCAUCUCAGAAUGCAGGUAGGCAAUGGGAUUUUUUGAAUACUCCUUCACAUAAAAACCUGUAUGUGCAAGGUUAGGAUGUCGGAAAAAGGACUUAUAAGCUGGAACCCAUCUCCCUGUCAAGCUAGCCUUCCACAUGCAAGCAGCUUUUGUCAUGGGGAAGCAUUCAAGUAUGAGAUCUCCCAUUCUAAAAUAAAACAGUCCUGUGGAGUGUACCAUCAGCUUUUUCUGAAGGCUAAACCUUGAACUUGGAUGUUCUUUUUAAGUACUUGCUAUGCAGCUGUAUAUUUGUCAUUUCCUUAUUCAAAUGGUGGGUAGGGAUGGACAAUCCAAAUCAGGCUGUAGUGGGGGGGAGGGGCCUUUAAGCAUUUUCCACCUGGAUUAGGACCUCAUGUUUGCCUCAGAAGGAAAACA
Hemicordylus capensis (graceful crag lizard) is the source of this 2734-nucleotide messenger RNA. RefSeq names its product clarin 2 (gene CLRN2). The record is from RefSeq and is a predicted model, not a curated record. The transcript has 4 exons. Lineage: Eukaryota; Metazoa; Chordata; Lepidosauria; Squamata; Cordylidae. The coding region runs from base 1154 to 1852 and encodes 232 amino acids.